AGAGUCCUGCAUACUUCGUGAGCAAAUGCGUAAUUCGAUUGCCCCGAGGCGCUCUAAGAUUACAUUAGUUGUGCGUCAGCAAAGUGUUGGCAACUAAGCCGUUGGUAACAAGAGUCUGAAGAGUGUUUCCUAGUAUCGGCUCUGAAUUUCUUAUUUAAACAGCAUAGUUGUUGGCAUUGUUUUUUGGGCAACAUGCAUCCGAGGCACCGGAGUCCUGGAAAUGGGUAUAGGUCUGGUUCGAUGGGGAUGAAUUUGGCCGUGGCCUCUCGUAUCUCCCCUGAGAGUUCAGUAAGGAGUCAUGGCUUCCAUAAUUCGGAAUACCGGAGCUUCAACCGUGGUUUUGGGCGGAGCCUGAGCCAUGGUCAUCCGAAAUCCUUUCAACCCCCACCGCCUCCUCUAUCGCGCAAAUCCGACAUAUUCAUGGCAGCUGGGAGACUUGCAGCGGAAUAUUUGGUCUCUCAGGGUAUUUUGCCGCCGAGUUCACUUUCCGGGAAGUGGCAGAAUGGUAGUUUGAAGAAACAGGUGGGCGAGUUUGAGGAGUUUAGGUCUCCAGAGGGGGAGAACUUGCAGUUCCCUGGUGAGAUGAGAACGUCAGCCCUUGCCCGUCUGGGUAAUUCGGGUUUUGAUUCAGGGUCAGGUAGGAGGAGGUAUUCUGAUGAUUACAAUGCGGUUGGAAUGCGAAACCAUGUUAAAGGGAGGAGGAGAGGAGGAUCUUUCAGGGGAUAUGGCUCUGAUUGGGGCAGAGAUUAUGGAAGGAAUGGGUCAUGGUCCGAUAGACGUAGAGUGUCUCCAGAAAUGGGGGUUGAACAUGCUGCUGAUGCGGGACAUAAGGAGGAGAAGAUCGUUGCUAAGGAUAAUGCUGAUGCAGUGGAGAAAACUAGCACCAGUUCAGUCUUACCAAAGAGUAAUAAGGAUGGUGGAGAUUCAGACUCUGAAGUGAAGGAGCACCUAUCAAAAGCAAAUUCUAGUAGUCCUGUGAAAGAUCGUUUCGUUGAAGCUGGUGGAGAACUUUCCAAGGAGUCUCGUGAGUCGAGAAACUCGACAGAAAGAAAUGAGGAGAUAAAAGAUGGAUCUAAUAAUCAUGAAACAGGGAAAAAGAUAGUCGCGGAGGAGUUGCCUGCUGAAACUGCUGCUGCAGAGAUAAAAUUAGCAGGGAGCAGUAUUCCUGAUUUACGAGCACUCUGCAAAUUCGCCAACGUGCCCACCAGAAUCCGUUCAUCUAGAGGCAACAAACUUGAGCCUGUUUCGGGUGGUGUGGGGAGCAAUGAGGCUACAGGACCUUCUAGAGGAACAAGAGUCUUAGUUGAAGAUGAUACUAUUGUUGACUCCUCUAAUACUGGUUCUGCAAGCGAUUAUAAUGAAUCAAAAUGCCUUGACUCUGAGAUCUCUAAAGCAACGUCUCUUCAUCCAUCUGAGGCAUUGGAAGAAUUAGCUCCUGCUCGUGGCACUGAGUUGGCUGAACAUGUGAGUUCACAGCCUUUACCGGAGGUGAAAGAAUUAAGCCCAGCAUGUGGUUUUGACAAGGCUAAAGGUUCUAAAUCUGAAUCCUUUCCAGAUAGGUCCUUAGAUUUUGAGAAUGAUCGAGAUUCGAGUCAGGGCUUGCCAGGAUGUGAGACUUUGAAUAAUGUAGUUGAGAAAAGGGUCAAAAAACUUGCUGUUGAAGAGAGUGAUGUAAAUGAGGGACGUAAAAGAACAAGGGAGUGGCUUUCUCCCAUUGCCAAUGAGGGGGACAAAUACUUUCACCCUUCCAAGUUGAGUAAAAGUAAAGCAGAUAUUAAAGGUGAUCUCAUGAGUGCUGAAAAAGUUGUCACAGUUGCUGACCCAGAUAAUUCAGCAAGUAAUUCUCUGUUGCUAGAAGUUGAAGACACUACAUGUGCCAAUUCUCAGGAAAAGCAGCUUUUCCCAAGCUCAUUCAAGAUUUGCGACCUUAAUCUCAUGGAAACUUCUGAUGUGAAUGAGAACCAUGAUCAGGCUCCCAUUUUCAUGUAUCCACCUAUUUUGGACUUGAAAGCAGAAAAUAGUUCAGUUGAUGUCGACUUGUCAAUAAGUAAUGCAGGCACAUCUUCUGAGAAUGUAAGACGCAUGCCUAAUGGUAGAGCAAUUGACGUAAUUGACCUAGAAAAUGAUACUGCUUUAGAAGACAAGGCCUUCAACAUGCCUGAAAGGAAAACAGAGACUGCAUUCACGGGAUUAGAGGGAUUUCCUAAUCCUGCACCAAAUGCAGUUGAUAUUCCUGAUGCUCAGGAUGGCUAUGGACUCAUGAUCUCAGAGUUGCUUGGUAAUGAUUUUGCAAACUGCACUUCGGUGCAGGGUGAGAUUAAUGCUCUUGAUAACAUCGGCCUUCAUAACGGAGAGGUGCCUCUUGGAGAGGACGAUCCGAUUUAUAUGUCUCUGGGUGAAAUACCAUUCUUAAGUUUCUUCCGGAAUUGGGAGAACGCACCCCCACAGGAGGACGGAAAGCCUUUCUGAAUCUGUCCAUCAACAAAAGCAGCAUAAUGCUUAGUUCUUUGUUGUCAUUGCCGCUGCUUGGGCGGCUGCGGCAUUGACAUCUUUGUUCAUAUUCAACCCGCUACAGUUUUUUCACUUAAAUUAGGAAGCAGAAAUGUUGUCUCCCUCCUGGGGAGGACUCUUAGAGUCGUGGAAUGUAAUCUGUAUUUGUAUGAAACACACAGGAUUGCUAUGUAGGACAUUCGUUUGCUUAUUGUAUCCGAUGGAAGAAAGUUCCAGCGACUUCGCUUC
Messenger RNA from Rhodamnia argentea, 2739 nucleotides. RefSeq lists its product as uncharacterized. The record is from RefSeq and is a predicted model, not a curated record. Lineage: Eukaryota; Viridiplantae; Streptophyta; Magnoliopsida; Myrtales; Myrtaceae. The transcript has 4 exons. Bases 193 to 2469 code for a protein of 758 amino acids.